Molecule: messenger RNA, 341 nt
Organism: Leptopilina heterotoma
Lineage: Eukaryota; Metazoa; Arthropoda; Insecta; Hymenoptera; Figitidae
Exons: 2
Coding region: 27-341 (104 amino acids)
Molecular function (GO): nucleic acid binding
Source: RefSeq, a predicted model, not a curated record
AAGAAAAUCAAAAUUUCCUUUAAUAAAUGUUAUUCACAGAUGAAAGCACAUUUGAAAUCGAUGGGAUUUGGAACACUUGUAAUUUUCACCACUGGGCACUACAGAAUCCCCAUCUGGUGUCCGAAAGAGGCUUUCUAAAUCGAUUUAAAUUAAAUUUAUUCGCUGGAAUGAUAGAAAAUAAAUUGAUUGGUCCUAUUAUAAUCCAAGCCAACAUGGAUGGGCCUAAAUACAAGCGCCUUAUGAAAACUAUUCGGCAAAGAUUAAGAGAUGCGGGGUUUACAGACCAACAAAUCGCCAACAAACAACAAAUAUGGUUGCAGCACGAUAUGACGAUAAUGUGA